AACAUCUCCUCACUUACCGCUCAAGGAAGUACGGAACCAGAAUACUCUGUACCGAUGCAACCCACCCCAACAACGAAUGCCUGAUCGAGCUCCUCCCAUACAGAGAAGCAAAUAUCAAAGGAACAGGCCUACACCGAAUCGCCUCCCUCCUACUCCCAUAUCAAACACCCGGAAAUGCGAGAGACAAGUGGAAUCAAAAUAAACUACUACGCGACCACCUGUUGGAAGAAUGGAAUACACAACCAAUACCGAACUACCAUCACCGGGGGGAAUUCCGCCCCCCUCCCAAGAUUGCAAAACUCACCCUUACGGAAGCAAAGAAAGUUUUUCGAAUCCGGUGUCAAACUACCCGAAUCGACAAACACGCAGUACAUACAGAUCCCGAACCAUGCCAGUGUGGUAUGGAAAACUCAGCAAAACAUAUACUUAUGGAAUGUCCAGCGUGGGCUCGAAUCCGCGCCCCUCUGAUAGAGAAGAUCCCCGGAGCGAUGACCUGGGAAAACUGGAUGUUUACAAACUUGAGAACGGAUCUCAUCCUACAAUUUGCAAAAAACUCUCAACUCUCGAAAUGGUACGAGUCGGCGGAGGCGGAGGCGGACCUGGAAGAGGAGAUGGAAGAAAAUGAUUAG
This is a messenger RNA of Morchella sextelata, 629 nucleotides long. RefSeq lists its product as uncharacterized. NCBI's taxonomy places the organism in Eukaryota, Fungi, Ascomycota, Pezizomycetes, Pezizales, Morchellaceae. The record is from RefSeq and is a predicted model, not a curated record. The transcript has a single exon. The annotation marks the transcript as partial.